This is a messenger RNA of Falco peregrinus (peregrine falcon), 2356 nucleotides long. It is a transcript of the gene PCYOX1, whose product is annotated as prenylcysteine oxidase 1. NCBI's taxonomy places the organism in Eukaryota, Metazoa, Chordata, Aves, Falconiformes, Falconidae. Gene Ontology annotation, molecular function: prenylcysteine oxidase activity. Gene Ontology annotation, biological process: prenylcysteine catabolic process; prenylated protein catabolic process. The record is from RefSeq and is a predicted model, not a curated record.
CCACUACACCAGCGGCGCGGCUGACAGCUUUGCCGCCGCCCGGCCCCAUGACCCUGCGCUCCCGGCCCGGCCCCGUGGCGGGCAGCAGCUGACGGGGCGGUCCCGGCGGUGCAGCCAGCGCCAUGCCGGCCCUGCGCCUGCUCCUGCUCCUGGCCGCCCUCUGCCCGCCCGCCCCCGGCCGUCCGCCGCAGCGCGACCCCCCCAGGAACAUCGCCGUGGUGGGCGCCGGGGUGGGGGGCGCGGCCGCUGCCCACUUCCUCCGGCAGCGCUUCGGGCGCGGCGCGCGGCUGGCGGUGCUGGAGCGCGCGGCGCCGGGCGGGCGCGUGGCCACGGUGCGGCUGGAGGGCGCCGGGUACGAGGCGGGGGGCGCCGUCCUGCACCCCCUCAACCUGCACAUGAAGCGCUUCGUCAGCGACCUGGGGCUCUCGGCCGCCCCGGCGCAGGGGGGGCUGAUGGGCAUUUACGACGGGGAGGGGAUGGUGUUCGAGGAGAGCAGCUGGUACCCCCUGACCCUGCUGCGGCUGCUCUGGCGCUACGGGCUCGGCCCCCUGCGCGCCCACCUCUGGGUGGAGGGCAUCCUCGACAGCUUCAUGCGGAUCUACCGCUACCAGAUGCACGAGUUCGCCUUCAGCAGCACCGAGCACCUGCUGCGCGCCCUGGGCGGCAGCGCCUUCACCCGCCUGCUGAACCAGACCACGGAGGAAGCCCUGCGGAACGCCGGCUUCUCCCAGCGGUUCAUCAACGAGGUGGUGGGUCCGGUGAUGAGAGUCAACUACGGGCAAGGUGUCAACAUCAACGCUUUUGUAGGUGCCGUUUCUCUGGCGGGGGCAGAAUCAGGCCUUUGGUCGGUAAAAGGGGGGAACAACCUCGUCUGCUCCGGGCUCAUCUCCGCCUCCAAAGCCGAAGUUAUUCCCGGCACGGUUUUGUCUAUAGAGCCAAAAACCAGACUCGGACCCAGGGGGGACCCGGUGACGCUCUACCAGGUGACUUACAACACAACGUUGGGGCUCACGGGGGACACGUACGACAUCGUCGUCAUCGCCGCUCCGCUGGGCCGCCAAAUGGCCAACAUCACCUUCAAGAACUUUGACCCUCCUAUCCCGGAGUUCCCAAAUCCUUACCACCAGACCGUCGCCACGUUCGUGCACGGACGAUUAAACACCUCCUUCUUUGGCUACCAGGACCCAGACUCUUUUCAUUUGGGUGCCAUCUUCACCAUGGACAACCCCAAGCUCUUCAUCAACAGCCUGGGAGUGGUGUCUCCCGUGGGCAACGCGGGCAACGAGGAAAAGCUUCCCACCCAGCUGGCUGUCUGGAAGGUGUUCUCCAAGGAGGUCCUCACCAAAGAGCAGCUCAACUUGCUUUUCUCCUCCUACGACUCCAUCAAAGUGAAGAAAUGGUUGGCAUACCCCCGCUACAGCCCCCCCGAAAAAUGUCCACCCAUCAUCUUGCACGACAACCUCUACUACUUGAAUGGCAUCGAGCGGGCGGCCAGCGCCAUGGAGAUGAGCGCCAUCGCCGCCAAAAACGCCGCCCUGCUCGCUUAUCACCGCUGGUACGGGAACACCCACAAGAUCGACCAGGAGGAUUUGCACGACAAGUUGAAAACGGAGCUGUGAGCCCCGCGCAGCUGACGGCCAACUGCUCGCUGCGACCUCUGGAGAUACUCAUCGCCUACUCUUUAGCCACUACGACAGGUAACGGGCGAGGAACGCCUUGCUUGGCCCCCAAGAGGAGACCACCAGUCGACUCCAGACCGGAGCACACCAGCCGAGAGGCAGAUUUCCCAAGCCAGCUGGCUCUUCCUCAAGGGAACUCCUGGAUCUACCCCUCGGUGACAUCGAAGCAGCGGUUUGCAACACUGCAGUGACCCCAGCAGUGCCCUUGGUGGGAUGGAGCCCGCCACGCUCAGGAUCCGCAUCACUGUGAUGAACCCUCUUCCCCUCUCCGCGUGCGCUUUGGGCAGGGAAUAUCGACGUCUGGACUGUGAAUCUCUCCGCCUCGUUGAUUUUCUGAAGGGUGGCUCGAGUGCCUCGAUGUGGGAUGAGUGGGAAUAGGGGCUGCGUUCUUCAUUUGCUUCCCAAACAAGUGCUUACGGGUAGGGGGACGGGGAUGGGUGUGCUGGGAGCACGGGUAAGCGAGCGAGAGCACCAGUGUCCUUCGCUCUGUCGGGGUUUGGAAGCAUUAAUAAUUUCGAUGCCCUGACCCUCCAGCCGGGCACCACUGGGUUUGAGUAGGUAAAAUCCUUUUUCAUGACAAUAAUCCAUGUCCCUCGACUGCAUCUAAUAACGCUGCAAUACCUCAACCCUGUCGAAAUGUUGCCAUUAACGAAUAAAAUUAACGCACUGUUUGGCAA